Erinaceus europaeus (western European hedgehog) is the source of this 5663-nucleotide messenger RNA. It is a transcript of the gene TASOR, whose product is annotated as transcription activation suppressor. Gene Ontology annotation, cellular component: nucleoplasm; heterochromatin. The transcript is spliced from 24 exons. The record is from RefSeq and is a predicted model, not a curated record. Gene Ontology annotation, molecular function: chromatin binding. Gene Ontology annotation, biological process: negative regulation of gene expression, epigenetic; protein localization to heterochromatin. The coding region runs from base 180 to 4706 and encodes 1508 amino acids. Lineage: Eukaryota; Metazoa; Chordata; Mammalia; Eulipotyphla; Erinaceidae.
CCGCUUUGGGGUCCCCGAGAAGCGGCUGGGUUGGGAACGCGGCCCGCGGCUACGGGGGGAAGAGGGUGGGUGGGCUGAGAGAGCGACUGGGCGGCGAGGCCGGCCCGCCGCCCCUUCCCCCCCAUCCCCCCUCGACUUGGUGAAAGCAGAAGCUUCCUGGAACGUCUCACGCCGACGCCAUGGCGGCUGCUGCAGAGGCCGCGGCCCCACCGCCGACGGACGCGAGCUGGGAAGGCGGCGGCGACGACGAGGAGAUGAAGCAGUCGCUUCCGGAGCUGGAGUCCUCCCCACAAAAUGGCGGCGGCCGCCUCGGCAUCGCGGAGCCCGGCGCCGGCGGCGGCGGCGGCGGCGAGCCCGAAGAGACCGCAGCGGCCCAGGCCGGCCCGAGACUCGGCGACGAUCCGCCCCAGGCUGCCUCAGAGACGGGCGCGGCUUCUCUGCUCAGGGGCUUCGAAGAGCUCGAAAGACCCGUUAGGAGGAGUUUUCAGAUCCCCAGGAAGAGCAGAGAAAAGAAAGCACUUUUCCAGCCACUAACUCCAGGCUCUCGAGAAUUUGAAGAUGUUUUAAAUAUUCUUCAUUCAUCUUACCUUGAACCAACUUCAGUUACAAACUUUAACUACAGGCGUGCUUGCUUGGUACAUAAUGAACUUUUGGAAAAAGAGUUUACAGAAAAGAGAAGAGAACUGAAGUCUGAUGGUCGUUUAGAUAAAGAACUUUCAGAAUCUUAUGCAUUUCUGAUGGUUGAUCGAUAUCAGGUCCAAAGCAUAUGUGAAAAAGGAUUACAAGUGGGCCAGUCCAAAAUAACAAUUCUUGGAAGUCCUUCCAUGGGUAUCUAUCUUUCUAGGUAUGCUGAUCUAUUACAAGCUAAUCCUUUGGAAGCUGGCACAAUGGGUGAUGUUGUUAUUUUUAAAAUAAUGAAGGGUAGAAUUAAGAGUAUUUAUGAUCCUAUGGGUGCAAAAAGUCUGGAAUCUGUGUUGAAUAAAACUGCUAUGGACCCAACACCAAAACAUGAGUGCCACAUGUCAAAGAAUGCCAUUAGAAUUACAUCCCUUUUGGCUUACAGAGCCUAUGAGCUUACUCAGUAUUAUUUUUAUGAGUAUGGCUUUGAUGAAAUAAAGCGAAGACCAAGACAUGUGUGUCCAUAUGCGGUUGUUUCUUUUACUUACAAAGAGGAUAUACAAGCUUCAAAAUCUGUAUCUUUAUCAAGAUCUACUAGCUUUAAUGCCAAUCGAAGUACAGAUAGAUUGCAUUACACCUUGUGGAAAGGACAGCUUCUAAAUAAAGGAAAGCUUUUGUGUUAUAUUUCUCUGAGGUCAGCCAAUCGUGCUUUUUUGCCUAUCAAGCUUCCUGAGAAAUUAGAUGUUGAAAUGGUUAUGAGUAUUGAUCAUCUGAAACAGAAGAUUCCUCCGGCAUUAUUUUAUAAGGAAACAUACGUAGGUCCAAAUGAAGUUUUGAAGAAUGGAAUGUAUUGCAGUCUUUAUGAAGUUGUAGAAAACACAAGAAUUGGAAGUAACUUGGAGUGCUUACUGCAAAAACUGGAGAAAGAAAAACUUGUUCUUGUUAAGCCUUUGGGAGAUCAAGGAUACCUUUUUUUCCUCUCUCCUUGUCAGAUGGUUUCUCCAUAUGAUCACCAAACUGUAAAAUCUCGAGUCCUGCAGGCUUUGUUUCUAUUUCAAGAGCCCAGAAACAUAAUUAUAUCACAAAAAGUUUCAACCAGUACAGCACCACGUGAGAGACAUGAAAGCAUGCCAGAUAUAUUAAAAAUAACUCAGUUUUUACAGUUUUCUUUGAUUCAGUGUAGAAAGGAGUUUAAAACUAUAAAUACUGUAAAGUUUCAUUCUGUUGUUGAAAAGUAUGUAAGUGAAUUUUUUAAGCGAGGUUUUGGUACAGGCAAACGAGAGUUUAUCAUGUUUCCAUAUGAUUCACGACUAGAUGAUAGAAAAUUCUUAUACUCAGCUCCAAAAAAUAAAUCCCAUAUUAAUGAUUGUUUGUAUAACUAUAUUUUUCAUCCUGAUUUGUAUCAGUUAGCUAUAUGUCAAUUAAAAGAGCUAUUUGAAGAGAAUAGAAAGCUUCAGCAAUUCAGCCCACUUUCAGAUUAUGAAAACCAAGAAGAUGAAAUGAAUGGUACAAAAAUGAAAUUUGAAAAACGAAAUAAUUCCAUGAGUGAAAGUGAUAUACCUGGAAAACAAAAUUCUUCUCACUCUUUGGAUUAUGAUAAGGAUAGAGUCAAAGAAUUAAUUAACUUAAUUCAGUGUAGGAAAAAAAAUGUGGGUGGGGAUUCAGACACAGAAAACAAGAGAAACAAAACUGGCUUGAAGAGGAAGCUUGAGGAUCUGCCUGAAAAUAGGAGAAAAUUCACCAAAACCAGUAAUUUAUCUGAUAAUUGCCAUCCUUAUGAAGAAUCUAUACAACCUCCUGGCUUGCUUGUAAAUGAUGCUGACUUGAGACUGCAGCAGCAGGAUAACUCCAGUUCCGGCACUACUGAGAUCCAUACGCUGUUUAACUUGCUGUCAGAAACACUAGCAAAUGCACGCCAUUCUGAUGCGGUACUGACAGAGACAGUCAACAAAGCCUUAGGACUGAGCACUGGUGAAGCCUAUGAAGACCUGAGACAAAAACAUGACUAUGAAUUAAACUCCACCCCAGAUAAGAAAGAAUAUGAGCAGCAUACUUGUGUAAAGAUUGAAAACGCACAUUUUAAGGGUACUCAGAGCCCAUUACUAGAGACUGAUAAAUCAUCUUUAAAAUAUCCUGUUGUCAUUUCUACCAGUGAAGUAGGGAGUGGCCAUAAACUACAUUUGAAAGAAGAUCCAGAUUUAAUCAGCAUGAAUAAUUUUGAAGACUGCAGUUUGUGCCCUGCUGUUUCCACUGAACAUGGUUUCUCUAGACAAUCUAAGUCAAAUAAUGAAGAAGAGACUGAAAUACAUUGGAAACUGAUUCCAAUUACAGGAAGCAAUGCAAGAAGCCCAGAAAAACAGCUGGGAAAACAUGGUGAGAAACAAACACCAGGUAUGAAGUCACCAGAAAAACUGGCAUGUCUGCCACCACAGGAGACCUUUCCUAGUGAUCCCCGGGUAAUAAGUAGACAGAGAAGUUCUGAUUAUCAGUUUUCAUCCUCUCCAUUUACAGACACACAAAAGAGCACCACUGAGGAGGACGUAUGGACAGGUCAGGUGGUGACAGUGGAAGAACAGUGUGUGCCUGCAGCAGAGCCGCCUGAAGUCAAUGAAACCACAGAGAGGACAGUGUUAGGAGAAUAUAAUCUCUUUUCUAGGAAGAUAGAAGAGAUUUUGAAGCAAAAGAAUGUUUCAUAUGUCAGCAGAAUUUCCACACCCAUCUUUUCAACACAAGAGAAGAUGAAACGGCUUUCUGAGUUCAUAUAUUCUAAGACUUCCAGAGCUGGUAUACAGGAGUUUGUAGAUGGCUUACAUGAGAAGCUAAAUACUAUUAUUACCAAAGCAUCAGCCAAAGGUGGGAAUUUGCCAUCAGAUUCUGGUGCUAAGAUACCAUCUGACAGUCUGGGGAGAGAUAUCUUUCCAGUCUCAAGUGACUUCAGAAACAAACAAGUGGCUGAUCCACUUUGUGGUGAUACUUUGAAAGACCUAAUUUCUAGUGAGCAGCAUUUCUCUUCAGCUUUGGGUUUGACUGAAGUAGAGAUGAGUCAGCCACACCAGACUACAGAGCUAACACUGACUUCUGAUCAUAUUGGACCUGGUGAGACUGCCCCAGAAUCAGUAGAAAAAGAAAUAACUAAAUCACCCAGUGAUGUAAACAUUUCUACCCAGCCUGCUCUUUCAAAUUUCAUAAGCCAGUUAGAACCUGAAGUAUUUAACAGUUUGGUUAAAAUCAUGAAAGAUGUCCAGAAAAAUACUGUGAAAUUUUAUAUUCACGAAGAAGAAGAGAGUAUACUCUGUAAAGAAAUAAAGGAAUAUCUUAUCAAAUUAGGCAAUACAGAAUGUCAUCCAGAACAAUUUUUGGAAAGAAGAUCACAAUUAGACAAACUGUUGAUUAUUAUUCAAAAUGAAGACAUUGCAGGUUUCAUUCACAAGGUACCUGGCUUGGUGACUUUAAAGAAACUCCCUUGUGUUAGCUUUGCUGGUGUUGACAGCCUGGAUGAUGUUAAAAAUCAUACAUACAAUGAAUUAUUUGUAUCUGGAGGCUUUAUUGUCUCUGAUGAAUCCAUUCUAAAUUCAGAAAUUAUCACAAUUGAGAACCUUAAAAAUUUUUUGGCAUUCCUUGAAGAACUUAAUACUCCAGAAGGAAAAUGGCAAUGGAAAGUUCAUUGUAAAUUUCAGAAAAAGCUAAAGGAACAGGGGAGAUUGAAUGCUAGAGCUCUAAGUCUACUGACACUUCUGAAUGUUUACCAGAAGAAACAUCUAGUUGAAAUUUUGUCAUACCACAACUGUGAUUCACAAACUCGAAAUGCUCCAGAAUUAGAUUGCCUUAUUAGACUUCAGGCUCAAAAUAUACAGCAGCGGCAUAUCAUCUUUUUAACAGAAAAGAAUAUUAAGAUGCUUUCCAGCUAUACAGAUAAUGGAAUAGUGGUUGCAACUAUGGAAGACUUUAUGCAAGAUUUUAAAAAUCUUGUUGGGUACCACAACUCAGUAGCAGAAGAAAACCUCCCGCUGCUUGGUGCUAAUGAGGAGUCAGAUGCUGUUUUGACAUUAACCCCUUUGGAGCUGGGAGUUGGGAUUUCCCAACAUUAAUCGUGAACACAUUUCGCAGAAGCUUUUAGCAUCGGAUUAUCUGGACAUUCACACCUAGUGUGAGUGUUGUGACUAAGUGAACUUUGGCAGAAGACCAAGCUUUAAGGGACUGUGGACUUGCAGACCCUGACGCAUUAUAUUGUGUGAGUAAUGUAUAACUUUAAAACUUAAGCAGAUUGUGUAUUUCAAUAGAGGAGGACUUUUUGUUUUUUUAAAUGUAGCUCUUUUAGAAAACGAAAAGGAUGAAGAGGACAUGUCUCUGGAUUCAGAGGAUGAAAUCACACAAAUAGAAGUUUGCAGCAAUUUUCACUCAGAAAUAUUGGCGAAAGAAACGAAAGGAUCACGUGGAACAGAUCAAAAAGAAAAUAUCCAAAUUGAAUUGCAAUCGUCUCUUGACGUGCAAAAAAGUUUAUUAGAAGAUAAGACUUAUCAAAAUGAAUCUGAAGAGAGGGCUUCUAUUGGUAUAUUAUGGUCUGGAGGAGAAAACAGCAAUUCAGCUGAACAAGAUUCAUAUAGUAACUUUCAGGUUUAUCACAAUCAAUUAAAUAUGUCCCAUCAGUGUAGUCAUUUUAAUGUUCUCACUCACCAGACUUUUUUGGAGACACCAUAUGCCAUUUCAUCAACUCAGUCUCAAGAAAGUGAAGAUUACUUUUUAUCUGCGUAUGCUCAGAGCUUGAAUAGUGAUAAGUCUACAUCUCCAUUAGGUUGGGGGAAAAGUGAAUCUUCCGGGCCAUAUUCAAAAAAAUAUAUAUAGUAUUCCCCCCCCCCCUUUUUUUACAACUAGGUUGCUAAGGAUUUUGUUUCAUAAAAUGUGAAUUACCAAUUUAUACUUCAUCCUUUUAAAUGUUCUUUGCCCUUUCUCAAAUGUUUUUUUCUUAUUUAAAUCAUGAUAGCCUGUAUGUAACAGUUGAAUCUUCUGAAAACUGAAAUAAAUAUACAUAUAUAUUUUUAACAUUG